AUGAGUUCCCAAGCUGCUCAUCCUGCUUUGAUGAUUCCCGGACCCAUCGAGUUCGACGAUGCCGUGCUCCAGUCCAUGGCUCACUACAGCGAGUCCCACGUUGGUCCUGGCUUUGUCUCGACCUUUGGUGAUACUCUCUCCAUGCUGAGGAAGCUCUUCCGGACCACCAAUCCUGCUUCACAGCCUUUCGUCAUCAAUGGCUCUGGUACUCUGGGCUGGGACAUGGUCGCUGUCAACUUGGUUGAGCCUGGUGAGAAUGCUCUGGUCCUGAGCACCGGCUACUUCGGAGACGGAUUCGCCGACUGCCUCACUGCCUAUGGCGCCAAUGUAACCAAGAUUACCGGGCCUGUGGGCAGCCGACCUCAGCCUGAUGAGAUUGAGAAGGCCCUCAAGCAAAAAAAGUACAAGAUCAUCACUGCCACCCACGUUGAUACCUCGACUGGUGUCCUCUUUGACCUCAAGAGCCUUAGCGAUGUUGUCAAGCGCGUCUCGCCUGAGACUCUUAUCAUUGCCGACGGUGUCUGCAGCGUUGCUUGCGAGGAAAUUGCAUUUGAUGACUGGGGUUUGGAUGGUGUUGUUACUGCUGGUCAGAAGGCUAUUGGUUGCCCUACCGGACUGCACAUCUCCAUGUUCAGCGGCCGUGCCAUUGAUGUGGUCCACAACCGCAAGACGGAGCCCGCCACUUAUUUUGCUUCUAUGAAGAGAUGGAUUCCUAUCAUGCAAAACUAUGAGGCAAAGAAGCCUUCGUACUUCUCCACUCCUUCACCGCAGCUCAUCCACGCCCUGAACACUGCCGUCAGCCAGAUUCUGGCCCGCCCCUUGUCAGAGCGAUUCCAGAGACACAUCGAGGUCUCCAACAAGGUCAAGAAGGCUGUUGCUGACCUUGGCCUAAAGGUUGUCGCAGCCAAGCCCGAGGACCAGGCUCAUGCCAUGACUGCCAUUUAUCUGCCAGAUGGUGUCAGCAUUCCCGAUGUCCUGCCCAAGCUGUUGAAUAAAGGCAUCAUCUUCGCCGGUGGGCUGCAUAAGGAGAUUGGCACUAAGUAUAUUCGAUUUGGACACAUGGGACCCUCAGCUAUGGACCCCAAGCGAAACGAUAUUGACAAUGCCCUCAAGGCUCUGAAGGAGUCUUUGGCCGAGUCUGGCUACAAGGCAUAA
Molecule: messenger RNA, 1155 nt
Organism: Metarhizium brunneum ARSEF 3297
Lineage: Eukaryota; Fungi; Ascomycota; Sordariomycetes; Hypocreales; Clavicipitaceae
Gene: AGX1
Product: Alanine--glyoxylate aminotransferase 1
Cellular component (GO): peroxisome
Molecular function (GO): L-alanine:glyoxylate transaminase activity; L-serine:pyruvate transaminase activity
Source: RefSeq, a predicted model, not a curated record